This is a messenger RNA of Monodelphis domestica (gray short-tailed opossum), 1047 nucleotides long. RefSeq names its product calcium homeostasis modulator 3 (gene CALHM3). Gene Ontology annotation, cellular component: plasma membrane. The record is from RefSeq and is a predicted model, not a curated record. Gene Ontology annotation, molecular function: monoatomic cation channel activity. NCBI's taxonomy places the organism in Eukaryota, Metazoa, Chordata, Mammalia, Didelphimorphia, Didelphidae.
AUGGAUAAAUUUCGUAUGAUCUUCCAGUACUUCCAAUCCAGUUCAGAGUCUGUAAUGAAUGGGAUCUGCCUUAUUUUGGCUGUGGCUACUGUGAAGAUUUACUCUUCCUUUGACUUCAACUGUCCCUGCCUGCCCCGGUACAAUGCCCUCUAUGGAUUGGGCCUCAUGUUCACACCACCCCUGGCCCUCUUCCUCUGUGGGCUCAUCGCCAACAGGCAGUCUGUGGUGUUGAUUGAGGAGUGGAGGAGACCCAUGGGAAGAAGGAAGAAGGACCCAGGCAUUGUCAAGUACAUGUGUUCUUCUGUCCUGCAGCGGGCCCUGGCUGCCCCCAUGGUCUGGAUCCUCCUCACCCUCCUGGAUGGGAAAUGUUUUAUCUGUGCCUUUAGCAGUUCAGUAGAUCCAGAGAAGUUUGCAGACUUUGCCAAUAUGACAGCCAGUGAUGUCCAACUCUUCCUCACCAAAGUGCCCUGCAAAGAAGAUGCUUUCGUGAGAGACAACCCUGCCCGGAAGGCUGUGUCCCGGUACCUGCGCUGCCUGUCACAGGCAAUUGGCUGGAGCAUCAUGCUGAUGCUCAUCGUGAUGGCCUUCCUGGCCCGCUCUCUGCAGCCUUGCUUUGACCAGACCCUCCUCAUUCAGCGGCGCUACUGGAGUAACUAUGUAGACCUGGAGCAGAAGCUGUUUGAUGAGACGUGCUGUGAGCACGCGCGUGACUUUGCCCACAAGUGUGUCCUGCACUUUUUUGACAGCAUGAGAAGUGAGAUGAAGGCACGAGGGCUGGCUGCCCCGCAGAGAGACGGAGUCCGCCCCUGGGAGAGCGGGCCAGAGACUGAAGGCCAGGAAGGUGAGGAAGGCAAGAAAGAUCUCCUGCGUGGCAUCGCCAACCAGGAGCAGGUGAACCAGCUCCUGACCACGUGGUAUAGGAGCAAACCUCCCCUGGACAUCACGCAGGCCAUUCAGCCCCCCCUGGGGGAAUGGGGGGGCAGCCUCAGCCACCGAGGACCCUCCUCUCCUCCAGCCACCAGAGGCUCCCAGCACACAGAUGUGUAA